Fusarium keratoplasticum is the source of this 1695-nucleotide messenger RNA. RefSeq names its product FAD-binding-2 domain-containing protein. Gene Ontology annotation, cellular component: plasma membrane. The coding region runs from base 1 to 1695 and encodes 564 amino acids. The transcript has a single exon. NCBI's taxonomy places the organism in Eukaryota, Fungi, Ascomycota, Sordariomycetes, Hypocreales, Nectriaceae. The record is from RefSeq and is a predicted model, not a curated record.
AUGAGGUCACUUAUCUCCUUGACAUCAUAUGCGCCCUUCCUGAACAGUACUGCGCGGCUACGAUGGCAAAUCGCUCGUACCACAACAUUUCAGCCACGCCACCUCACCACAUCGACCUCUGAUAAGAAGCCAGAUCUGAUAGUGGUAGGCAGCGGUAUAGCCGGGCUCUCAGCAGCCAUAACAGCAGCUGAGAAGGGUGCAUCAGUGCUCGUCAUCGAGCGGUUCCAUGGAGGCGGCACUUCAGCGCUCUCAGGAGGCGUCGUUUACGCCGGCGGCGGAACACGGCAGCAGAAAGAGGCCAGCUUCGAGGACACGCCCGAGAACAUGUUGGCUUAUUUGCGACAGGAGGCUGGAAGCGCCGUCGAUGAAGCAACUUUGAGGCGGUUCUGCGAUCAGAGUGUCGAGAACCUCGAGUGGCUAGAGAAGCAUGGGGCGCGGUUCGAGGCUUCCAUGUGCCCUUACAAGACGAGUUAUCCGACCAACAAGCACUACCUGUACUAUUCAGGCUCGGAGAAAGCAUAUCCGUUCAACGAAAAGGCAACGCCAAUACCGCGGGGACAUCGCAUGGUUCAUCCGGGCUUUUCUGGCAGUGGCCUCGCCCAAGCGUUGCUUGACUCUGCGAAACGGUUGGGUAUCCGCCUCUUACCUGCUACCAAGGUUGAAGAGGUCUUAUUGAACGGAAAUGGCUCUGUCCGCGGGGUCAAGUGUCGAACGAUAAGACAUGAUUCGAAGCUUCAAAAGCACAAGAAGCUGACCCAGAGGGCGCUUCAGUACCAGCUCCCUCUUCCUCCACUGGCAGCCAUGUUCCACAAACGAGCGAAUGCUAUCUUUGAGAGGGAAUCGCGGAUCGAGUCUAUCGAGGCGCCUUCGGUGGUUCUUGCAGCUGGCGGUUUCACAUUCAAUCCUGAGAUGCGGCAGAUGUACUUACCGGAAUUCUCGGGCGUUGCUCCUCUGGGCACACCGGCUGAUGACGGAGCCGGAAUAAAGCUCGGUAUCGCAGCCGGCGGGUCGAUGUCUCAUAUGAACCGCAUGUCAGCAUGGCGCUUCCUCUAUCCGCCAACAGCUCUCCUCGAGGGCGUAGUCGUUUCGCAGGAGGGGCAGCGAAUCGGAGCCGAGGACGUCUACGGCGCUCUACUAACCGAGAAAAUGAUCCUCAACCAUCAGUCCCGGGGCUUCCUUAUCUUAGAUUCUACCCAGUGGGCCAAGGCCAGAAAGCAGAUCUGGGAGCAGACAGCGUCCUUCGUGAGGCUGCAACGACUACACUGGCUCUACUGGGGCUACAAGCGAGCUAACUCUGUUCAAGAUCUGGCACGCAAGUUCGGCAUCUCUGAGAAAGGUCUGGCGAGAACAGUGGAAGAAUAUAACAAGGCUAUCGAACGCGCAGAGAGGGACCCGAUGAACAAAAUGCCAGAUAUCCGCUCACCUCUGUUGACGCCGCCUUUCUACGGUAUCGACAUCUCAGCCACGCCGAAUAUGGGGGCUCAGAUGGUUCUUGGUCUUACCCUUGGUGGAUUGAGGGUUGAUGGAGAGACGGGGCUUGUCUUGAAUGAUAAAGGUGGCAAGAUUGGCGGUCUCUACGCAGCUGGACGAACAGCUGUUGGUGUCUGCUCAGAUGGGUAUAUCAGUGGCUUGUCUCUCGCAGAUGGUGUCUUUUCGGGAAGAAGAGCUGCUCAUCAUGCUAUCGGAAGAUCUUGA